This is a messenger RNA of Temnothorax curvispinosus, 2316 nucleotides long. RefSeq names its product myosin-8-like. Lineage: Eukaryota; Metazoa; Arthropoda; Insecta; Hymenoptera; Formicidae. The transcript is spliced from 12 exons. The record is from RefSeq and is a predicted model, not a curated record. The coding region runs from base 1 to 2316 and encodes 771 amino acids.
AUGGCUGCGAGAACUGCCCAAAUGCCGGAAGCACCAACAGCAGCUAACAACAGCAUCGAUGUUGUUAGCCUGCAAAUUUCUCUUCCUCAAAUGCUCGAUCUUGCUCUUGGAGCACCGGAGGUUGGCGCGGUUAAUUUUAAUAUUCUUCAUAGUUUCCUCCAUAUCUUGUUGCAUCAAAUAAAUUUGCAGGCUACCAAAGUUGAAUUCCGUGGUGAAAACGCGGAUCGCAUUAAAAGGAUGGUAACAUCCUUGAAGCCGAGCCCUGCUCGGGCUUCACCUCAGCUUCACGAGUAUGAUAUUACCGAUGCUACCGGCGAAGUACAACGAAUUCGAAGAGACGAUGGCGCAGAUGCCGAUGUACUUACAGACGAUAUUCAACCGCCUGCAGAGGAAAUUUUGAAAGUGACGAAUGAUGUGAGGCCACAAAUAGAUCUUGAGAAAGUCCCCGAAGCUCCGACGGUCGUAACUGUCGUAAAUGGCUCUCCUCCUACAGCAUUGGCGUUCGAAGAGCUUAAACAAUCUGUAAAACAGCUGCAGCAACGGUAUCAAGCUUUGGAGGACUUGUCUACGUCUCCAGAAGUAGUCGAAAGUUUAAAGGAAAAAAUCACAGAUCCCGCCGCGGAUGUGUGGCAAUUUAUUAACAUUAAUAAGAGAUUGGAAGCUAACGAACAAGGUAUCGAUAAGCUCACGGCAAUGAUACAAGAUGUAAUCAAAGGCGAUACUGUCAUAGCAGACACAUCUUUGAUUAACGCGAGAUUGGAUGAACUCGAAGAUAAAGUCUCCAAAAUGGAGCAAUGGCUUAUCAAUCUGCAAACAAUUACUGACAUGUUAACCGAAGGUAUACCCGUGCCAACUACUGGUAUUGAUGUAGCAGCAGUAGAAGAAAAAGAAGAAAUAGAAGCAGCAGAAAAAAUCAUAACAACCAACGAUGUGAUAGUACCACACCGUGAAAAAGAAGAAAAUGAAGUCUCUAAAGUAGCAGUUGAUAAAAUACGCAAAACAGCACCUGAAAAGCUCGCUCCUCUAGUACCACCUCUGAGUGGUGCUGUUAUAGCAAAAAUACGUCAAGAUGUUACUACAUUAAAAACGGAUGUAGCUCGUAUACAACAAGACUUGCAAGAUCUUAACAAAAGAGUUGCACAAAAAAUAGUCGAAGUGAGUGAUGUCGUAAACUUGGAACAAUGCCUGGAAGCUAUAAAAAGUGUAGAAACAACACAUGACAAAGCUUUGAUUGAUGUUACUCAACGCGUAGUUGUAUUGGAGACGGAAGUUGGAAAUUUGUUAGAAAAAGUGGAUAGUAUGCAAGAAGUCGAGAAGACAGAUGAAGUCAGCAUUAACAAACUUGUUGCAAAAGUGCAAGAAAUUGAAACGGAUAUGGAGAAAAUCGGACAAGCGAUGGACAGAUUGCUCGAUGACAAGGAAAAACAAGAAACGCACAUUAGCACACUACUGGAACAAAUAGAACUUUUAAAAACUGUCAAAGCAAACAAAGAGGAUCUUGAAGAUGCUUUGGCCGACAAAGCCGAUGCUCAAACUGUGAACAGAAAGGUAUCACAUGAUCAAUUUGAUGCUGCCUGCGAUGAUCUCGCUCGUGGUCUCGAGGAAGCAAUCGACAAAUUGACGAAGCAAGAAUCGAUUUGGCAACAAGCGCUUGAUGAAGUGCAGAAUGAAAUCGCCGCGAAGAUGGAUAAAGUCGAGAUGAUGCCACUGAAGGAUUUCGUGAACAAUAAAUUAAAAUCGCUUCAAGAAAAGUUAAAGUUUAUGAUUGAAGCGAGACGGGAGAUCGAGGCUGCAGGAACGAAAAAGCUGCUUAGAGACGUUCAAUGUAUAUCGUGCGACAAGGAUGUUGUAAUGAAGACAGACGAGCUCAGUAGAUUUCGCGCUGAACCGUUACCAUGCACUACCAGCAUGAAACCUUAUCUAACGUACGAGUUGGACAAAGUCAGAAAACAACAGAGAAAAUUGCCUCACAGCAGAAAUAUGAUCCAAUUUGAAGCAGUAAUGCAAGAGGAGAUCAAAAAGAUGAAAGCGAAGGAAGAGAUGCUCGCGAGGACUCCUAGAGAUCAUCUCUGCAAUCGUUACUGCGGCGGGAGUCAUACGAUUACGACUCCUCAGCAAAGGGUCAUGCGAACGGGACAUUUCCUUACUCAAUGGGGACCGGAAGCGAUACAAUUAACGGACGGGGUGGUAAGGGGGAAAGACGGUAAAAUGUAUCGCAGUCGGCGCAUGCCGGGUAAGGACGUCUGCGGGCUAGAUUGUUGGGAAAGCCAGAUUAGCGAGGAAACUGGACCCUCGGUGAAUAUCAAGAUGAUUUAG